Meyerozyma guilliermondii ATCC 6260 is the source of this 606-nucleotide messenger RNA. RefSeq lists its product as uncharacterized. Lineage: Eukaryota; Fungi; Ascomycota; Pichiomycetes; Serinales; Debaryomycetaceae. The transcript has a single exon. The record is from RefSeq and is a predicted model, not a curated record. The coding region runs from base 1 to 606 and encodes 201 amino acids.
AUGUUGUUGACGUUGUUGAGGAAGAGGUUGUUGUGCAGCAAUCUUCGACACAAACAGAGGUUGUUAAGGAAGUUGGCAAGGAAGUGGCUGAAGCUGUUGAUCAGGCUCCAUCUACUGAAACUGCCUCGCCUUCUCCUCUGCCUGUGUUCUUGGAGUCACUGGCUUCUUCUUCAGCAAGUAGCAUCUUUGAUGGUGCUAAGCAUGAUUCAGAGGAGCCUGAGGAUGCAGUACGUCUCCAGUCCCUGGAGAUACCCCAGCCUACUGCAAUCCCUUCAGCUCCAGCUCACUGGACCGAAGUUGAGAAGCGGAAGUUCAACUAUGAAGAGCAACUUGCUCAUGAGAUCAGACGUGAAUUCAAAGGAAUUCCUCAUGCAGAGCUCAAGGCUAUUAUUGAAAGAGUGGGAAAGGAAAUGGGGAUUUGUUUUUCGACUCAUCCUGCUGCCCCUGUUGCUCCUCCUGCUCCCCCAAUUGGUGCUGCUGCUCCACCACCGCCGCCGCCACCUCCUCCGCCACCAUUGCCUUCAAGCAUUCUUGGUGCUUGUGCCAGGGGACCUAAUCUUGGACCUGGUGCUCGCCCAGUAUUGUUGUUUGAUCCUGAGCAAUUGA